Messenger RNA from Dromaius novaehollandiae (emu), 3081 nucleotides. RefSeq names its product calcium binding and coiled-coil domain 2 (gene CALCOCO2). Bases 219 to 1673 code for a protein of 484 amino acids. NCBI's taxonomy places the organism in Eukaryota, Metazoa, Chordata, Aves, Casuariiformes, Dromaiidae. The record is from RefSeq and is a predicted model, not a curated record. Gene Ontology annotation, cellular component: autophagosome; PML body. The transcript is spliced from 13 exons. Gene Ontology annotation, biological process: positive regulation of autophagosome maturation; xenophagy.
ACACUGAAAAGUUUCCUGUGUAGAUAACUCAGGCAAACCCUUUAAUGCUAUUCGGUGACCCUGCUGCCAUGCAACGUAUUCAUUUCGAUACUGAGAAUCGCCUUGCAGUUUCACCGUAGCAGUCACGAGUAGCCAGGCUAUAAUAGCCUCCCGACACAGGUUUGACAGAAACAGAACCACGACGACCUGCCUAACGAGGAUCUUCCCUGCGCUCUUCCAUGGGAGCGGAGCUUAGCAAGAACUCCACGAUGGAUGAGACCUCAGACGAACCUCCCACUUCUGCCGUCCUCUUAGACAACUGCCACUUCUCCCAGGUCACCUUUAAUAACGUGGAGAAGUUCUAUAUUCCCGGAGGAGACGUAACCUGUUAUUACACGCUCACAAACAACAUUGUUCCUCGCGGGAAGGACUGGGUGGGCAUUUUCCAGGUGGGAUGGAAAACAACCCGGGAGUAUUACACGUUCAUGUGGGCUCCUCUGCCCAGUGGUGUCAGCGGUGAUACUGCUGUGCAGCAACAGAUCCAGUUCAAAGCUUACUACCUACCAAAGGAUGAUGAAUACUACCAGUUCUGCUACGUUGACCAGGAUGGAGUGGUCCGUGGAGCCAGCGUACCUUUCCAGUUCAGAGCAGAGACUGAGGAUGAUAUCCUGGUGGUUACCACACAGGGAGAAGUAGAAGAGAUUGAACUACAAAACAAAAAUUUGCUUAAAGAAAAUGAGGAGCUGAAAGAAAGCUGUACAAGUCUCCAGAAAAAGAAUAUGGAUCUGCAGGAGCAACUCAAGAAGACACAGGAGCUGCAGAAUGGUUUUGAGUCUCUAAAGAGCAACAAGGAGAAACUGGAGCUGGAGCUGAAUUCCCUGAAAAAAGAAAACAAACAUCUCAAGGAGCUGGAUAACUGCAGAGAGGCAGAACUGCACCAACUCAAAGAGCAAAUUCAGAAUGUGACCUCUGAAAAGGAACGCCUGGAAACCAGACUGAAAACAGUCCUGGAUCGCAUGGAUCAGCUACAGUCUCAGGUGUUGAAUUAUGAGAAAGAAGUGGAAAACCUGGCUCGUCUGGACCAUGACAAGACUGAGCAGCUUGAAAGUUUGAAGGAAGAGAAUCGCCAGUUGCGCGUCACUGUAGCUGAACAGAGGAAGCACAAGGAGGAGCUUGAACAUGCCCUGGAGAACCUGAAGGGGAUGGAGGCCAGCCUGUCACAUUUUCUGCAGAAUGAGCAGGAUCAAAACCGUGACUUAAUGAAAGAACUUGAGGAGACAAAACAUUUGUUUCAGAUUUUGCAGGAAAAGAAGAAUGAAACUGAUAAGGAAAACCAGAAACUAAAGGAUGAGCAUAAUGCCCUCUUGAGACGUCUCUCACAGACUGCAGACCUUUCUUCCUUCUCUGUUGUUUCACCAUCUCAACACCAAAUUCGACCUUCUGCAAUGGGAAGCCUUGUGUUUGGAAAUCCUUACUAUGCUUCAGGAGCAAACCUGGAGGCAAGAGCUGCAGACGUAGCUUCUAUAAGGAAAUGCCCCAUGUGCGACGAGGUAUUUCCUGAAGAUAUUGAUACAAGUCAGUAUGAGGAACAUGUGCAGAGCCACCUUCUGGACUGCCCUCUCUGCCAUGAGACCUUUGAAAAGUCCAAUAAGCAGGUGUUUGAUGAUCAUAUUUAUUGUCAUGGCCUGGAAUAAUUCUGAAUUCUCAUCUGCUGUGUAGAAUAGGUGGCAGAGGCCAUAGUAUAGCAUAGACCAGAAUCAUUCUAUAGGCUUGAUUCAUGCUAAUAGAAUCACCCAGACAAGACUGAAUAUGCCACUAGUACUGUAAUUCUGAGCUUUCUGUUCCAUGCAGCACGUGACCUGACGCUUAAAUUGGGUCAGACAUCCAUAUCCUGAAAUUGAAUCAGCGUCAUCAACUUAAGUCUGUCUUGGAUCAAGUAUAUGUACUUGUUAAUUGGUCACAAUUCCUGUAAUUAUUAAUUUAACUGAAUGUGGUAUCAGUACUUUAGAACAGUCCAUGUAACUGUUCAUCCAGGUUGGGCCAAGUAAAGAGAUGUGGUGCAGCAAUUUUCUGACCUUGGCAGAUACAUCUCUAUUAUAAUGGUUUUAUUCUUUAAUAUAGCACUGUGAUUCCUAACCAAAGACCAGAAACAUUGUAUAAUCCUUUAGGAUCAGACUUUCAGUCUGCUCACCUUCUGGAAUGCAGAAUUAAUUACUAAUAAAUAACUGAAUAACUAAAUAAAAAUGUAUUUUCCUCUCUUCUUUCACCCUCAGUCCUAAAGCAAGAGAAAGCUGUAUAUUUAUAAUGAGACUCAGUAUCUAUUUGCAGAUCUAAAGGUCUAGGACCCAUCCUUCCAGCAUAGCUUGUUGUAGAGCAGGGCACAUAAAUUGUUGUCCCUUUUCUCCAUAUGACCAGAUUUACAGUGAAUAGUGAUACAGUAAAUCUGUGCUUGUGCAGUCAGUCUAACACUUGUCAUGCAUCCAUCUCAUAAUGAGGAAACUCAGUGAAAUGUCUGCAACUAGGAAGGUCGGUAUGGCGUGGAGCCCGUAGGAAAGCAGGAGCUGAAUUCUCCUGACAGAGCAGAGCAUGUAUGGCCUCUCGAUCAGAAAUUAGGCAUCCACCUUUAAAGGAUGUGAUGAAUCUGGGUUAUUUCCCUUUUAUGUUUCUAAGCCUUCUUGAUUUAACAAGAAGAGCUUUUUCUCAAACCAAAACAUUUUGAUUCAAAACUAUUAAGUGCCUUGGGAUUACAAUGCUUUGUUCACAGAUCAUUCGGUUGCUAUUUUUAUUUCUGCUUUGGGGCUUUCAAUUUAUGACAAACAUGAAAGGGUAAAGUUUUAUUUUCUACCUGUAUUAAACUGUGUUUACUGCUGAAUAGCUGAAGCAAUAGGAAACCCUAGUAAGUUUCUAUAGAGUUUUAGUGUUAAGAAUAACAGAGACUUCAAAAUGUUUACUGUUUUGAUUUUAUGCACAUAAACUUUUUUAUCAAUCUAGGUUUAAAUAGAGUAUUUCUGUACUAUACUGGUAAGCAUUAUUUUAAAAAAUCUGUAACAGAAAAUAGGAGCAAAUAAAAAAUAAAGCUAUACUGAGAAAAUCCUUCAAGAA